UGAAGCGCUGACAGGACGCUGGUGGAGAGCAGCCGUCGGCGCACAGAGCUCAGUGAAGUGUGUCUGCAGCAGCGAGCAUAACACUGGAUUACCAUCACACACAGGCCUCUCCAGAAGAGGGCAGCGUAAGACAGAGCACCACCGCCUUCCUACGAAAUCCUCGGGCAGUCUGCGCUGUCAGGAUCACGCCUCUGACAACCAUGAAAGGCUCUCCUGACCUGAUUCCUGCUGCAGAUUUGAACCCCAGCAGAGUUUGCAAAGGCAAAGGAGUCGUGACUCUAAGGGCCACCCUCGUCCACAUAGAUGAUGAGGGCUGCAUCAGCGAAGAGCCAAAUGUCAUCACAACGCCAAGUGGAUGGACAAGCCAGAUUAAUGGAGACAGCUCUAAAGCAGGAUUGGCUGAGGGAGGCAGCAACAUCACAGCUGAUUUACCUCCUGUAAACAACACUCAGUGCCAGGUACAUUUACCAGAAAGCAUAAACGAAAAUCAGGCUCCAUCCUCCGCUGACAUUCAGAACUACAUCACGCCGACUUCCAGCUCUGUGUAUCCCUGCACUAGCGCAGUUAACCCCACCAUAGUCCUGCUGCAACACAACAGAGAGCAGCAAAAGCAUCUCUCUAAUUUUGAAGACCCAACCCCGGAAAGAGACAAAAGCCCCGAUCCUGGGCGAGACUCAGUCAGUCCAGUCCCUGAUAUGGACUGGAAGAGGCUGCGGCUGUCACUGAACUCCCCCGUCCUCAAUACUGUCAACAACCCCAUUGUGCCUGUACGGAACACUGAAAAGUCCAAAGACUGGUACAAGACAAUGUUCAAACAGAUACACAAAAUACCUGAGCCUAUUGAGGAAAACCCUUACCGCCCCACCUACAUUUUCCCAGAGAACUAUGACAUUCAGAUGAAAUCAAAAGAAGAUGGUCCGUCCCCCUUUGGUUACUUGAAAGAUGUGAAAGCAGUCCCACGCUCAAAAAGUGACGCCGAGGUCGAUUCAAGAGGCCGGUCGAUGCCUGUGCCAACGCGGUCCUCUUCCCUCAAACCCUCUGCCAAAAGGAACGAGUGGGAGCCCCCGGAUAAAAAGGUAGACACCAGGAAGUACCGCGCCGAGCCCAAGAGCAUCUUUGAGUACGAGCCGGGGAAAUCGUCGGUGCUGAAGCUGGAGAGAACGACUCAGGAUGUAAGUCCAGAAGAUGUAGAUUUAGAGAAUGAGCCUUGGUAUAAAUUCUUUUCAGAGAUGGAGUUUGACAAAGCGAGUGCCCCCUCUUUCAGCCCCCUGGAAACAGCCUCCGACCUGCAGCAGUACUCCUCGAGCAAGUCUGGACACAGCGAGGUGGAGAAGGACGGUGGAUCAUCCACGAGCGAGCCUGGGGCUCCAGAAUGCGACCGCCAUGUUUACAAGAGUGUCCUGGAGGGCGGCGACAUUCCCUUACAAGGUCUACGGGCCCUAAACAAGCGCCAAGGCAGCUCCUCCUCCUCUAAAGUGGAUUAUAAAGGUGGGAAUGGCUAUAUAAUUUCACCCUGCUCCUCUGUAAAUAGUCGAUCGGUUCUUGCCAGUAAUGCAAUAGGUAACCAGUUUAAGAGUAUGAAGCCUCUAUCUGCUGCCAAAGCCUGCAUUCCCCAAAUACUGCCCUCUAAAUUCAAGCCCAAGCUGCUGCCGCCCAGUGGUGACAGUCAGGAAAGCAGGACUAGAGCUGUCAGGCACCCAAAAGCUCACAGCUGUGAGGAGCUGUACACGGGGUCAUGUGACACAGACUUUGCUGGAGCAGAGGAAAGGGAGAGUGGGCAGCAUUCUGACUCUAAGUCCAGCUGUGGCAAGGAGUGUGCGGACGGCCUCAGGAAUGUUUCCCCUGCAAUUAGGAGGAGCGCAUCUGAGUUUUCCAGCCUGUACAAGACCAUGCACCACAUACAGCGGCCCAGCUCGGCCGGCUGCAGCCCCCACGGCAGCGUCCGCAGCCUGGCUUCUCUUUUUGAGAAGGCAAAGGCCGACGGGGGUGAAAGGUCAGAGGGAGAUGACGGGGAUAACAUUCCACGGGAUGCAGUGUCGUCACGGGUCAGUGAGUUUGAAAUGAUCAUUCAGCGGUCCACCCCGGCGCCCAGCCGCUCCUCCUCCCUGCCCACCCUGCACUCCAGCCACAGCCACAGCCCCAACCACAGCAACGCCCACCUCUACAUGGCGUCUGCAGUGUCAGCGGAGUCCCUUUUGGUUGCCGACGCCACCCAGACGGAUGCCUGCUCCCCAGUGGAGGCAGAGGGCAAGAGUUGUGAGGAGGAGGCCUUGUCACCGGGCAGUGUGACUGUGGAGGACACUGCUUCCUCCUCAGAGGACGGACACAAUGUCGGGACUGACUCCCCCACUAACACGGAGAAUGAGAUUGAGCAGAUCUUCAGUAAACGUUCCCCAGAACUGAUCCACCGAAAUGUCUGUGGAUCAAAGAGUCCCUCCGCACUGCUCCCAGCAUCCCCUCCGCAGCACAACCAUAACCACCACCACCACCACCACCUCCUGCAUCACCUGAACCAUCAACUCCUCCUCAAACCCAGCAAAUGCAAAGGCUCCUGCCCAGCCUCCUACACCCGCUUCACCACCAUCCUCAGGCACGAGAGGCAGCAGGCCACCACCCAACAGGAGAGGCUGCCGCCUCCAGAGAAGAAGACCACGCUGCCUGGGAACCUCUUCCUCAUGGGCCCUGCUCCUUUUAGGUUACGGAAGAACCUGCAGUCACACCAAACUCGGAGGACCGUGUUAGCUACCAGAGCGACAAUGGGCACCCAGAAGCCGUGCACUUUGUCUCCUGAGCUCAGACCUCUGAUCCCUCAGCGCCUGUCCUCCCUGGAGGUCCUGGAGAGGCUGAGUAACGGGGAGGGAAGCAACACUGACCACCUGAGUAACGGGCAGGGCUUGGACGCCAACGGGAACCUACUGCAGCCGCUGGCAGCUCACCGCAGAGACUCAUCCCCAGCACAUGGGGAGAGCCAGGAUGAAGUGUUGCGGAGGCGUCAUGGGGACAAAGAGAAAAUCUUGGAGGAGCAGCGGCGGCUGAAGCGGGAACAGGAAGAGGCUGACACGGCAUCGAGGCGACACACAGGCAUUGUCCCGACGCACCACCAGUUCAUCACCAACGAGCGCUUUGGAGACCUGCUCAACAUCACAGAUAACACAGAGAAGAGGAAAUCAGGCGUAGAGAGAACUCCAGCCAUGGCUCGCUUCGACUUCAGAGCAGAGACUCUAAAGGAGUUACCGUUUCAGAAGGGAGACAUUGUCUACAUAAUUCGACAGGUAGAUCAGAACUGGUAUGAAGGGGAACAUCAUGGAAGAGUUGGCAUCUUCCCUCAAAGUUAUGUCGAGCUCCUUCCCCCCACAGAGAAAGCCCAGCCAAAGAAAAGCGUCCCAGUGCAGGUACUGGAGUAUGGAGAGGCCGUCGCCCGCUUCAACUUCACCGGAGACACAGUGGUGGAAAUGUCCUUCAGAAAGGGAGAGAGGAUCACGCUGAUCCGCAGAGUUGAUGAAAACUGGUAUGAAGGCAAAAUCUCAGGCACCAACCGCCAAGGCAUCUUCCCCGUCACCUAUGUAGAAGUGCAGAGACGACCCCGCGUCAAAAACGGGCUGGACUAUCCCGACCCUCCUGUCAGCCAAUCUCCACAGCGCAGCACCAACGCUUCUCCUCAGCUGUAUCGUAAUCGCCUGACCACCUCCCCCUUGCCCCUGCCUCGCUCCCCCCGCCGCUCCGUCUCCCCCGAGGUCCACGCUAUCUCCUCUGAGUGGAUCUCCCUGACUGUGGGAGGAGGGAGCCCUCCUGCCGCCCCCACUCCUCCCCUGCCGCCGCUGCCCACCGUGUCCUACCGCUGCGGCGAGUACCUGCCCCCGCCCUUCUCCGUCAGCCCCGUGCCUCCCAUCACCGGCAGCCCGUACUGCGUCUCCCCUACGGCUUCCCCAGCUGCCUCCCCUCUUCCCCCGCCUUACCCGCCCAGACCCAACUCCACCACUCCCUUCCUCACCUUCACCCCACCCCAGGGAGAGGACUUCCUGCUCUCCCCUCCCUCCUCACGUCUGUCACGCAGCGUGAGCCCCUGUGGCGGGCCGGUGCUGGAGGGCUGGCUGAGGGGGGAGAAGGAGUUGACAGAGGGGGAAGGCGCAGAGGGGGACAGGGGCCACGCAGCCCCGGGCAGCAGGCGAAAUAGCCCUGCAGAGUUUGUGAGGAAUGAGGCUGACCAUCAUGGGCGGAGCUCCAGAAGCCCUGUGAUGCUGUUUGACAUCCAAGAUAACAACAAUGUUAACUCAUUUGCGGAGGCAGUGUGUAAUGAGAUCUUGAAUAUAGCUGAGACCUCGGUGAGGUACUGCAGCACCCUGUCCCACCACCCUCAUGACUCUGUCCAUAGACUACACCCCCACCCCAGUAAACAAUCUCUCAUCAUUUCCCAGCAACCCCAGUCCCACAGCAGCAGUCCGGAGCCGAGCCGUCUCAGUUGUGGAAUUUUCCAGGCUCUGUACAGUUACGUGCCGCAGAAUGAGGACGAGCUGGAGCUGCGGGAGGGAGAUCUCGUCAGCGUCAUGGAGAAGUGCGAUGACGGCUGGUUUGUCGGUACCUCAAAGAGGACGAAACAGUUUGGGACUUUCCCCGGGAAUUACGUGAAGGAGGUGAAACUGUAAAGAUAUCUAAUCUGGCUGUCUAAUCUGACACACGGUUGCCUGUCAAGCUUGGGAAGUCAUUACUAUCGCGCAUGGCUGUUGGUUAGCAUAGUAAUUUAGCCAGGCGAAUACAUUUUGUCUGGGAAAGUGAACGGUUGGCCUGAGGUAUGUCAAACUGCACGCGGCGGAGACAGAGACAGCUCAAUGCCCAGACCUCAGUAUGGUGUACACCUUGACCACAUUUCACACAAUUCGUCCGUCUCCUCAUGUGGAAAUUCUCUGAGAAAACUUUACCACAAACUAGCUUUUAUUGUACAGAUAAUAGCUUCCAUUUUGUCCAUGUAAUCUACAGUACACAAGUGUUUACGUAGCACCUCAGUGUGGAGGCCGGCAGCAGAGCAGUGUAUGGAUCAAAGAGUGGAUCUUAUUACCUGAAGUGGACUUUGGAGGAUUCAGAAUGUAUUUUUAUGUGAUGUGGGGUUGGAGCGGUUUGUCAUGAGCUACCUUUCAGGACCCAGACGUGUUCAUCGUGAUUAGCUAAGUAUGAUGCGAACACCAUGCAUCUCACGAUUCAAAGGCGUUUCCCGUCUUUUAGACGUUGCUUCCAAAAGAAAACCUUCAGUGUUUGGAUCAACAUACCGUACAUGUAUGAAAUUUAAUGUGGUGGACAAUUUUACUCAGUUUAGAUUUGAGAAAAUGACCUCCAGAGUUUAAAUACUUUAAGCCUUAUGUUCGAAGUCUGUUUUACUUUCUGUUACAUUCUCUGAAUCAUCAUUAAGUCAGUAUUGGUCACUUUUUAAAAACAUCACAGCAUUUACAACACCCAAAAGCUUUAGGUACCGGUUCAGUAUUGCCUUCAUUUUCUAUCCAAAGGUUGUUAUACAACAGUUAUUACAUAGUCAUGUGCAUGACGAGAAACACUAAAAUGUUGAAGUGUGCUGUUAGCUUCUCUUUUUUUUACCACAGCAACCACAAAUACAGGACAUGUGUUGCAUGUCUGAUAAAAGAGAAACUGUGUAUAUGCACAUCCUAUAUUUUCACAAACUAUUUAUUUGUCCUUUUUAUACCUCUCUGUCAAAAUAGAAGUAAACUGUGUUUGCUGAUGCCUGUAAGGUAGCUGGUGGUAGACGCCUGUGCUCCAGCGCAACCACAGGACAGGCGUGGUAGCACUUAACUUCCUGUUUGGAAAUUUAGGGAGAUCCCACCUAACAAAGAUAAUAGCAUAUUAAUCAGUGAUGACACAAAAAAGCUAUUAAAUGUUUUAAGUAAAGCCAACAAGGUGUCUUAGAAAAUAAUCAGUGAUUUUUAAAAGCAUAUUGAGAUUUUAACCAUGCCCUUACUGACAAGAUUGUAUGUUUUAGCCAUGUAAAUGUGUACAGAAAACUUUAAGAGGCCUUUCCAAAUAUGGCUACAUAUUUUCAUAUGUAAUGAAUACAACUUGGGUAGGAAUGAUUUAAAUAAUAAGGUCAGCAUUAGUCCAGCAUGCACUGUAAAAUCAAUAAGAGAUUGACAAAUCAAAUCGGAGCAUGAAACACACACUAUAUUUGCCGCCUUUAGCUUAAAGAAAACAGAAGUGAUGACAGGGUUAACAGACUGAUCUUUGAGCUUCAGCAGCUCCCUGAUGGAAGAUGGUUUUGAAUCCUCGGAGUACAAAGUUCCCUCAUCUCCAGCACAUUCAGAUCCUGUAACAGACACCACAUGUCAGAGUAGAUCGUCCACACGCGCAGUUUGAGAGAUGAUAGCUAUUGUUUUUUUUCCUUGCUUGUGUUUCCAUCAAAUUCCUCGUUGUCAUCAACCGCUACACUGUGCUCAUCAAUCCUCAGCAAAGGCUGUCAAACAGCACUCAGAGCUUGUUGUGACCUGCUCCGACUACCAGACGGAUGCAGUUUGUAGGGCAAUCGCUAGAGAAGUAUUUUAAAGUCAGUUUAGUUUAUAUACCAGGAGGACCGAGGUAGCGGGCGAUCUGAUGCUCCAAGUAGCUGAAGUCGGAUCCUUUUUUCCCCAAUCCGCACAUUUCUAAUCAAAUCGUGCCAGACUAUCGGUGGGCCGACCUUUUAGUGCAACUCUUUAUGAUCGCCUACAAAAUCAGAAACAUAAUGUGAAGUAUUGAAAACAGCAACUCUCACUAGAUCUAAAAGUGUAUGUUUACUAUGUCUUUGUUUGAAUGUGUUAGCUACAGUUCAGUGCAGUGACGAUGAACCUGAUUGGUUUGUGUGUGAUAUAUGAAGUUUAAUAAUUGAUGAAGGACAUUAAUUUAACAAAAUUCAGUAGCAAUCAGUGUUUCAUCCUCUCUGAUGCAGCGGCGUGUCCAGACUUUUUUGACUGGGGUGGGGCAGUGACUUUUGCAGGGGUCAUUCCCGAUUCAUGUAAUACCAAAACAGUUUAGGGACUCCCAGUAUGCACAAAUAUUUAAAUACAAUAGGCAAAAUUAACACACUUAUACCAGUUAAAUUAAAAGAACUGCUACUAGGUUUUGCCUUAAACUGCAUGAGAUUUGCAUAAAGCAGACAUGUCUGCAAAGGGAAGACUCAUGGGUACCCAUAUAACCCAUUUUCAUUCAGAUAUCUUGAGGUCAGAGGUCAAUGGAAGACAUUGCAGAGUGGAAGAGGUAAGGAUAAUAAGGGAGGUACUUGAGGCACCCCAGGCCCCGUCUCUGGACACACCGCUGCUCUGACGUUUGCAGACAAAAUCAGGUGUUUCUUCCUGUGCAGAUCAAACAGUCAAUAUAAUACACUGCAUUCUGGGUUUGCCUGUAUAGCACUGACACAAUAUUCAGGUAUUUUGUUACACCACAAAAGCAUGUUUUUCCCUCCACUGCUGGCUAAACAUUUUUGUUCCUGUGUAACUCCAGCUCCACAUGAAUGUGCUGAUUGGUUGGGAGUCUGUUGGCUUUUUCUUCCCGGACAGAACAAAAGGUCCGCUCCAUCUCCAACACGCUAUAAAUAACAAUCACUCAUUCAGUCGUAACACAAACUCACUCUAGAUUGUUUCUGUGCCCCAUAAAACAUCACAGGAUGUAUGAAUGUAUGAAUAUAUGAAUGUGGCCAACGCACACGUACUAUGUAAAAAAGAAAACAAACAAAUGAACGUGCAGAUUAUCGAGCGGCAUGGCACAGGAAGGAUUGUAAAUAUGUAAAAUAAAAAAAAUAGACUGCGAGUGAUGGGAGCGUCAGAUGGAGCUCUCUGUCACUCACAGCCGUUUAUUUACCUGAAGGAUUUUUUGGCAAAGCACAGAGUGGAGCGUUACCGAGCACAGGAAGUUUGACGUAUAUGAACAUUACGCUGCCAUUUGUGAGGAUCAUAAUGCCUUAUGUUAGACGCAAAAAAAAAACGUGCCUCAUUUUCAUUUAAUGUUUUUUUUCUUUGGAGUAUCACUGAAAUGUAUCCAUGACAUAUUUAAUGUAACCAUGGUUUUCCCAUUAGUCCUAGUCUCUGUGAUGGGAGAACAUUUACUAAGAACUUGUCAGUUACUGUGCAAGUACCUAAAAAAGUGUGACACAAUGCUUUAACUUAAUAAUUAAUAAACAUAAGAAUGGUCUAGUUUGAUGAGACGCACAACCUGCAACAGGUUUGGUUUGUUUGCUUCAAUUUGCAGUGCUGUUACAUUGACAAUAUUAAAAUAAAGAUACUAUACACUGCUGUGACUUCGGUAUUAUGCAAUAUUUAAUAAACCAUUUAAACCAUU
Morone saxatilis (striped sea-bass) is the source of this 8307-nucleotide messenger RNA. RefSeq names its product sorbin and SH3 domain-containing protein 1. Gene Ontology annotation, biological process: cell-substrate adhesion. The record is from RefSeq and is a predicted model, not a curated record. The coding region runs from base 201 to 4643 and encodes 1480 amino acids. Lineage: Eukaryota; Metazoa; Chordata; Actinopteri; Moronidae. The transcript has 28 exons. Gene Ontology annotation, molecular function: protein binding. Gene Ontology annotation, cellular component: cell-substrate junction; cytoplasm; nucleus.